AUUUUACUUCGUGAAGCACCAAAGCAUUAUUCUCGAUGUAGUUAUUGGAAUUCUCGAUCCGGCGAAUUGGGGCCGCAUCCGCAACCGCCACCCAAUGAGCAAGCCGCGCUGGGACGGAGCACGCCAUGCCCACUUCCCCGACCACGGGCUCGCGAUGGACGCCGCGGCGACCGCGCCCUCGUCGUCGAACCCUAGCUUCUCCGCGAGCGGGACAGCGGCGGCUCGGCGAGGGAGAAGGCGACCCUCCGCGCCGCCGCAUCCUCACCUACUCGACCCUCCGCGCGCCGUGAUCUCCAGCCCCGCGGUUCUCCCGGAUGCGGCCUCGGCCGCCGCCGCCAAUGGCUAUGGGCCUCUGGGCGAGGUCCAUGGCGACCUUCACCCGCACGUGCUGUCUGAGAAGGGGGGCGCCAAGUCCAUCGCGUUCGAGGAGAUCACCUGGUUCCGGAGGAGAAGUCCGGAGGAAUCACCAUCUCAACGGCGCAUGUGGAGUACGAGACUGCUGAAAGACAUUAUGCUCACGUGGACUGCCCAGCCACUGAUUAUGUCAAGGUACAAUGCUGAAGACUGGGAUCAACUGAAGAUUGCCUCUGAGGGUCUCAAGCACAGGGUUUUUAAAGUGUCCCUAGCUGAUCUUAACAACGAUGAGGACAAGGCUUACAGGAAGAUCAGACUCCGUGCUGAGGAUGUCCAGGGGAUGAAUGCCCUUACGAACUUCUGGGUAUUGUUUGAAAGGGUUGAUGAUGCGUUCUGGUAGAAGCAUUGUCUUGGUCUUUCAAUAACUGGAAAUGCAUCGAUAAGCAUGCAUAACAAAAAGAUGGGUUCCGAGCCAUGAUCAUCUAAUUGUGCUUGAAAUUUGGAGAAGUUACUAUAAAAACAAUUAAUUAGAUGUGCUUCCUACUGAUUAAAUUACAAGCUGCAUUUUCCUGUUUCUUGGAUGGAGGUACCAUAUAAUGUAGAUUUUUGGGGAAAGAGUUUAUCCUGAUUUUAUAUGACAAAUUUACACUAUUGAGGCACAAGAACAGCAGGCGUGUCAUUGGAGUAAUUAGCUGCAGUCAUGUUGCCUGAUAUAUAUAUGGGCAGAGGGUGGGUGUUGCCUACCUCUCGAUUUUGAUGUAAAAGUCGUAUGAUGAAGUUCAAAUGUUCAUCCUGUUGUGGUCGUGGCACAUAUUCCGGAAGCAAUUCAGUUCGCUAUAGGCCUUACCGAUGGCAUUGUUUAUGUCAUGAUUGGAAGGUUGCAGUUUUUACUUCAAGUUUUAGUUGAAACCUGAUAUUUGGAAUGCUGUGAAGUUACAUGUAGUAGGAUUUGUUAUGAUGUGAUAUAUAGAAUUCUGGAUUAUGUAUAUGUAUUACAGGGUUGAAUACUUUUCUGGUACAUUUGUACAUUUGGAUUAUGUGCAUACAUUGUUGUUUAUAUUUGCCUUUAUUGUUA
Molecule: messenger RNA, 1429 nt
Organism: Lolium perenne
Lineage: Eukaryota; Viridiplantae; Streptophyta; Magnoliopsida; Poales; Poaceae
Biological process (GO): translation
Cellular component (GO): ribosome
Molecular function (GO): structural constituent of ribosome
Source: RefSeq, a predicted model, not a curated record